CAUACUUAAUUCUCAGCAACUCUUCAAAAUGCCGGCGCCAACAGCCCUUUUGCGGAAGCCACAAGAGCUCGCUGAUGCUGCAAACAUUCCUCUUCCCACCCAAGAUCAAGAUGACGAGUUAUUACUGGAUGCGCCGAGUGAAAUGCCAACAGAAGCCGAUACAGUCCAGCCAGUAGAAGGAGACACAGAAAUGCACAUAGAUGAAGAGGGAAGACCUAGAUUUGCGCCUGCAAAGCAAGCUCAAAGCGAUUUCCGAGUCGAGACGAGAAAAGUCCCCAUCCCACCUCACCGCGUCGCACCUAUCCGAGCAGCCUGGCCAAAGAUUUACCCACCACUCGUCGAGCAUCUCAAACUCCAGGUCCGAAUGAAUGUCAAGAGCAAAUCUGUCGAGCUUCGAAAUCACAAGCAAACCACCGACCCAGGAGCACUUCAAAAGGGCGAAGAUUUCGUAAAGGCUUUCAGCUUAGGGUUCGACGUCGAUGAUGCUAUUGCACUGUUACGAUUAGAUGAUCUCUACAUUGAGACAUUUGAGAUCAAGGACGUCAAAACGCUGCAAGGCGAGCACCUUGGCCGGGCUAUUGGUAGAAUCGCUGGCAAAGACGGAAAAACGAAGUUCGCUAUUGAGAACGCAAGCCGCACUCGGGUAGUCUUGGCAGAUUCGAAGAUCCAUAUCCUGGGUGGAUUUAAGAACAUUCACAUUGCGAGAGAGGCAAUCGUCAGCUUGAUCUUGGGUAGCCCUCCUGGAAAGGUGUAUGGAAAUCUGAGAACGGUGGCAUCGAGGAUGAAAGAAAGAUUCUGAGUGUUUGGCGGAAAUUUGCAUUCACAUGGCGUUGGUGGGAACUGGACAGCAUGAAAAGCUUGGGAUUGAUAUGGAGUUCUUUGCUGUGAGGCACAUCAAAUAUAUCCUCGAACCCAAUCUACAAAUUCAAACAAACUCUCAGACUGCUAAGCAAUUAUUCAUUGCUUUCGUGCUUUCUCUGCUAAUCAUCAAAGCACUUGAUUUUGUUGGGUAUUGAACUUUUAAAGUUUGACGAUUUCAACGCAGAUCAAGAGGCUGUCUCAACUUCUUUAUCAUAGACGGUCAUUUCAGCCAAGAACAUUAAUGCUUGGCGUUGUGAGUGUUUGAGAAGUCAACAACCCAGUAGUAGUAAAAGCCAAUUAGCUUUUUUGUUUCUUGGAAUUUGGAAUUUGGAUAUUUGAGGGGAUUUCUUGGGUUAUCGAGGGGAAAUCGAGGGAGAUUGUAUAUAUGUUGAAAGU
Mollisia scopiformis is the source of this 1257-nucleotide messenger RNA. RefSeq names its product eukaryotic type KH-domain (KH-domain type I). Gene Ontology annotation, cellular component: nucleolus. The coding region runs from base 29 to 799 and encodes 256 amino acids. Lineage: Eukaryota; Fungi; Ascomycota; Leotiomycetes; Helotiales; Mollisiaceae. The record is from RefSeq and is a predicted model, not a curated record. The transcript has 3 exons. Gene Ontology annotation, molecular function: RNA binding.